CUGUUGACCCCAUGGCUGGAGGCGGACACAUUCCUCUGUCCUCCCCCAGGACCGGAGCGUGACGGAGGGACAGAGGGCGGGCCGGGCCGGGGAGGAGCGGCCGGGUCGGCUUUAUUUAGGAGGACCGGCAGCAGGACGGGACGCUGCAGCUCGCGGGCUUAGCAGCCGGUUCUGGAACGACAGGAGGUUCUGGAAUAGAUCACUGGAUGUUUGUGUGCUCUCAGCUGGAACUCCGGUUCUGUUGGACCCGAUUAAAUCAAAGGAAGGAUGUUGGGUUGGGGAGGAUCAGAACCGCCUUCUCCGCCUCGGAGCUGAGCAGAACCAGAACCCGCCUGUUGGGGGGGAGGGAAUGUGGCCCUCCGGUUCCAGCAGCCAGCGCCUGGUCGGGGCCGCACAGUGACAUGGGCCCCCGGGGUCCCGGGCCCAGGUGAGCGGCACAGGGCCGGGCCAUGGCCCGGCAGGACGCGGUGAGGUGUCUGCGCUGCCUGCUGUACGCCCUCAACCUGCUGCUCUGGCUGAUGUCGGUGUGUGUGCUCGGCAUCGCAGCAUGGAUCAGAGACACCCUGAGCUCCGUCCUGACCCUGACAGCCCACACCAGGUUGGAGGAAGCCGCCGUCCGCUCCUACUCUGCAGCCGUCCACCCCGUCUUCAUCUCCGUCUGCUGCCUCCUCCUCAUCCUCAGCAUGCUAGGCUACUGCGGCGCGCUGCGCUGCCGCCUGCUGCUGCUCUGCUGGUACUUCUGCAGCCUGCUGGUGAUCUUCUGUGUAGAGCUGGCCUCUGCAGUUUGGACCUACGACGAGCCCUCAGUCCAGCGAGCCGACAUGAUAAGCCUGAAGUCCCGGAUGCCAGACUACAGCCUGCAGCGCUACCAGUGGCUCACACACACCUGGGACAGCUUCCAGACACAGUUUCAGUGCUGUGGGGUGAUCUAUUUCACCGACUGGCUGGAGAUGACAGAGAUGGAGUUUCCGCCUGACUCCUGCUGCACCAAUCAGUUCCCCGGCUGCGCUGGCCACGCCCAUCAGCAUGACCUCAGUGACCUGCACCAGGAAGGCUGUGGUCCGAAGGUCUACCGCUUCAUCCAGGGAACCAAGCCGCUGCAGGUUCUGCGUUUCUUGGGGGUUUCUAUCGGCGUGGCGCAGAUCCUGGCCAUGGCGCUCACCCUAACGCUGCUCUGGGCGCUGUACUACGGCCGCCACCAUCAGCAGCCAGACGCAUACGGAACCGCAGGGCCGUCAGGAGAGUCCGGUUCUGUCGUAGCCACCAAUGGAACCAGCGUCGGCGACUGGGUCGGACCCGGAGACCAGAGAGCUGCUGAGGCCGGGAUGGAGGACCUGGAGGCGCCCGGCGCCGCAUGGAAAGGGUUAUACUUACUCCACCGUACAGAACCACUGAAUCUGGAGUAAUGAGAGCCAGGAACCAGGAUGUAGCCAGAGCUGGAGGCAGCUUGGUGCUCCUGGAGACGGUCUACUGCCAAUAGGCCAAUUGGCUCCAUUAGACCAGGGGAGCUUCAUUGGUCUACUGGUUUACCAGUCCAGAAAACCACCGAGAAGUCAGACCUGACGAGGCUCUGUCAGGAUGUCUGUUGUUGCUGCUGUCACCGAUCUGUCAGGGUAAACGGACCAGAACCCGACCCAGAAACUUCUUGGCGCUGCUCAGACUGGAUGGUACCGGAUGGAAAAGUCCCCAUCAGCUGAGGAUGAGUGUCCAGAGGACCAGCAGCAACCUUUGAACCCGUCAUCUAUGAAGGUCAUUUCAGGAACUGAACUGUUGCUUCACUCCCUAAUGGACACCUGGACCUGUUGGGGUUGCCUGUAGCGGAGCUGCUGCAGUCGGUCUUAAAGGGUCGGCCGGUCCAGUAAAACCUGCUGGACUGUUGGACAAUGGUUGGGUCAGAACGAUGGAGGCCAGGAGAAGUGAUAAUAAUGGUCUUUAUUGAACAGAUAAAUAAUCACUCCUGUUUGCUCCAUACAUGCAUGGCUUUAGAGAAAUAUCCUGUGGAACUGAAAGCCUCAUAUUAUCACAGAAUGGAAGAACAUCACCAGAAACUAUGAGCAGAUCUUUUACAACCAGAGAGUUGGACUGAAUCCAUCCAGCCAAACCAGAACCACAGGAGCAGAAUGAAGACUGGAUCGUCAUCAUCACUUCCUGCUCCGAAACCAGGAAGUGAUGCGGGGAGGUUCCAUCCUCAGCCUGGUCAUCAUCAGGAGGAGGCGUCCAGUUAAGAGUCGCUCAGGUUUUAAAGACCUUUAUGAAUCUCAUAAAAACAUUAAUAACAACAGAAUGACUCGCAUGAACAGAAAUAUUCCAGCCUGUUGCCUCACUGGAACGCAGCAUCCAGGCAGGAAGUGAUGAAGAAGAACUAGCAGCUAACAGCCGCUGUGUUCUAAGCUAGAAGCUGCUGUGCUCUAAAUUAGCGGCUAACAGGCCGUUUCCACUAAUUUUUUAAAAAUGAUUUCAUUCAGUUGUAUUCUAAUAAACAGCAAAGACAAAAAUCCUCUCGGCCCUUUUCCUCCCAGACGCGCCGUGAUAGAGCAAAGAGGACGCUGUAAAUCUGAGCUAGCUCAGGAGACUCAACAUGACUGUUUACAUUAACAUGCAGAGGCAGAAAGAUUCAAAAAUAAUAAAGAUAUCACAGCAAAUCGAUUUCUCUGCUAAGCACCACAAACAGCCCAUCAUGUCGUCUCACAUAGCAACCAAAUUUACCAGCAGAUAAAACUUGGGUCGCAGCAGCAGACGGCUGCAAGGUCAGCUCAUUCACAAUCAUCUGUAGGAAACCCGGCUCUAGUUCUCCGGUAUCCACCCGUUAUGCUGCCUCCUGGUGGUGAGCUGGUUGAAGUUUCAGCAAUUUCUGUUUUCGGUCUUUAAAAGCUGUUCACUACUUGCUCUUUGUUCUUUGGUUAAGAACACAAACCACUGGAAGAAGUAGUUCCCAGGGCAGAGGGCUAGAGAUGUUUUCAGUGGUGAACAAGAAGGAAAUGUUUGGUUAUUUGGGGGAUUCUUAGAUUAAUGUUGGGUCAUGACCCUAAGUGGGAUAU
This is a messenger RNA of Gambusia affinis (western mosquitofish), 3038 nucleotides long. It is a transcript of the gene tspan12, whose product is annotated as tetraspanin 12. The record is from RefSeq and is a predicted model, not a curated record. NCBI's taxonomy places the organism in Eukaryota, Metazoa, Chordata, Actinopteri, Cyprinodontiformes, Poeciliidae. Bases 450 to 1406 code for a protein of 318 amino acids. The transcript is spliced from 7 exons. Gene Ontology annotation, cellular component: membrane.